Molecule: messenger RNA, 1266 nt
Organism: Mollisia scopiformis
Lineage: Eukaryota; Fungi; Ascomycota; Leotiomycetes; Helotiales; Mollisiaceae
Product: phosphoribosylamine--glycine ligase
Exons: 4
Coding region: 1-1266 (421 amino acids)
Biological process (GO): purine nucleobase biosynthetic process
Molecular function (GO): metal ion binding; ATP binding; phosphoribosylamine-glycine ligase activity
Source: RefSeq, a predicted model, not a curated record
AUGAAGGACGAAAAUCUGUCUAUUCUGCUCUUCGGCAGUGGUGGAAGAGAACAUGCAGUCGCAUGGAAGCUCAGCCAAAGUACGCGAGUGGACAAGAUCUAUGUGUUACCAGGAAAUGGAGGAACGGAAACUCUAAGGAAAACUGAGAACGUCAGCCACGUCGAUAUCAAAGACCAUGCAGCAUUGAUAAAUUUCAUCGAGAACUCCAAGGUAGAUUUUGUCGUUCCUUGUGCUGAAGGGCCUCUUGUCGAUGGCAUCACGGUCGUUCUUGUCGCUGCCGGUAUCAAGUGCUUUGGCCCUUCCAAGAAAGUAGCCGAACUUGAAGGAUCCAAGGCAUUCUUCCAUGCUUUCACCAAGAAAUAUCAGAUCCAGACCGCACAAGCUCACGUAUUCAACAAAUGCCAAGAAGCCUUGGACUUCCUUGACACUAUCGAUUACAGGGUUGUUGUGAAGGCGUCAGGGCUCACAAGUAGCAAGGGCGUCAUUGUUUGCACAGAUAAGGCAUCUGCCAAGAAUGCUGUCAAGAAAACCAUGCUUGAUGAAGUCUGGAACUCAUCUGGAGAGAUCAUCAUCAUUGAAGAGUAUCUUACAGGGGAAGAGUUUACUGUUACAGCUGUCAGUGAUGGCGAGCACUUUAGAGUUCUGUCAUCAGUGAGAGAUUAUAAGACACUCUAUCGUGAUGAUCAGGGCCCAAACACUGGCGGUAUAGGAAGCCAUGCCCCUUACCAGGUUACCGUAGAGGCAUUGGCAGAGAUCGAGGAGACUAUACUCAAGAAGACAAUUGCUGGAAUGGGCGAAGACGUUGGUUUCUUGAACGUUGGAAUCAUCCUCUCUUUCACUGGCCCCAAAGUCAUUGAUUACGACGUUCGUCUUGGAGAUCCAGAAACACAAGCAAUCCUGCCUCUGCUCAAAACUGACUUGGCGGAGAUUCUGUUGGCUGGUGUGCAGAAUAGUUUGGGCAAUGUCGAGAUCGUCAUCAGUCAAGAAUUUUGUGUUUCUGUUGUGCUCUGUGGAGAAGGAUAUCCUGGCAAAGGAAGUGUUGGAAAACUCAUCACCAUCGCCGAUGGAAUUGCGGAAUCUACGAUCUUCCACGGAGGAACUGUUCGUCAAAACGGGAAAUUCUACACGACCAAGGGCCGUGUUAUGCAGGUGACCGCCAUCGGACCAACCUUGAAAGAUGCAGCUAAUGAUUCUUACUCAUCCAUAAAACACAUCAAGUUCGAUGGAAUGCGCUUUAGAGACGACAUUGGCGCCGUGGUUAAGUAG